GCCUAGGACUUGAUAUUGUGUUCUGCAAUGUUUCAUGCGGGUAUACGACACAGAGUUCGCUCUUUUGCGCUCAGUCUGAGCUUUCUCGGUGCGGCAACUGUCCGACACUCGUCGACUGCAUACCUUCUCCGGACACCGCCCUCCUCUGCUCCCCGCGAAGUUCCUACCCCCUUAGUCUUUGUGUCCUCGAGCUCCUGGGACCCUCACUCGAAAACUGGGUUCGGCUCGCUGGCAACCAUGCUCACAGCGCGCGGGUUCACCUGUCUGGAGAUUGACUUAGCUCCGCCGGAGAGAGCUGAUACAUCGGAUGCACUUAUGCGGCACUUCGAGGCAGAGCUGUCCUCGCACAUCCGUCUCACGAUGAUCCCGUUCGCACCCAUCAUCUUCGCCAGGGGUUCGGGUGCAUUAAUCGCACAAACAUACAUCUCUUCUCACCCAGCCUCCGGCCUGCUACUCAUCUCGCCGCCGGUCUCCAACGCCACACUCAAGUCAUCGUCAGAGGCAGACGGCAACGCGCCCUUGCCGACCGCCCUCCCGGAAUUCAAUUUCGAGCCUAGGUUCCCGUGCGCCAUCCUGUGCACACAGCAAGAAACUAAGGCGCUCGCCGAGAACAGGCUAUGGAAAGACGAGAACGUCAGCAAGCUGAUCGCAAGGAACGAGCAAACCCUGGAUGGUCAAGAAGGUUUCGUCAAGAUUGAGCAGUGGCUGGAUGAGGUUGGCGUGUGAUGUUACGGCGAGGAUGGACGAUGCAUUGCGAUGCCCGAAGCUUCGUGUGUGCAUGUGAUAUAUGAACUCUACCCACAUAAGCUCCGUGUUCAAUCAGCAUCUAACGAAGAUGACCUCUGCAUACUAGAUCCGCG
Molecule: messenger RNA, 860 nt
Organism: Fomitopsis serialis
Lineage: Eukaryota; Fungi; Basidiomycota; Agaricomycetes; Polyporales; Fomitopsidaceae
Exons: 3
Coding region: 28-726 (232 amino acids)
Source: RefSeq, a predicted model, not a curated record